Messenger RNA from Colletotrichum acutatum, 959 nucleotides. RefSeq lists its product as uncharacterized. The transcript is spliced from 2 exons. NCBI's taxonomy places the organism in Eukaryota, Fungi, Ascomycota, Sordariomycetes, Glomerellales, Glomerellaceae. The record is from RefSeq and is a predicted model, not a curated record. The coding region runs from base 115 to 699 and encodes 194 amino acids.
GGUUUCUGGGAUAUUAAAGAGGGCAUAUGCCCUUUACAAAACAGGAGUCAUUACCUGCUCCAAGCGUCUCCUGAACCUGAUUCAGUACAGCGUUCCGCGACUUCGAUAAUAAUCAUGGCUAGUUCAAGCUUACCACAGCAACCUCAAGGCCAUGAACCAGUACGGGGAUAUAUCGAUGGCAUCCGCACUCAAUUUCAACGCCUCAAAGGCAUAAGUCUGACUCAAUACCCUGAAGCACAGGCUCUCUUCAAAAAAUAUAGCAAUGAUUUUGACGACUGGUCAGUGGCAGUGGGGCCUUAUGCAUCUGGGCAAGGUGCUAAUAUCGGCGACUUGCAAGGUCUACUUGCAACUCUUGUAGACGUGAGCUGCAUGGUCGGUGUCGAUGACUGCCCCCGUUCAUCGCCUAACAUGAGAUGGGGAAAACCAACGAUGAGAGAUCCUAUGGACCUCUCUUGGCCGAAUCGUGGGAGAGAUGAAGAGGGCACUGAUCCAAGAACACUCCUUGGCGCAGUACUAUUCAUCGAUAUUCCAAUGCGUUUCACGCUUCUCAAUCUCAGGCUUGCUGCGUGUAGGGAACGAAAUUCUGGUUUCCAAGGGGAAGAAAUCAAGAAAGUUGUCGACCGGAAGAACUUGGAGAGGACAUUGCUGGAUGCCAAGAUCAUUCCUGCUUCGCCACCGUCGGUCAAAGCAAUCGGUUAAAGUCCUCUCGUUCCGGCCUGCAGAGUAGAGCCCGAAGAGACCAAUCUCUAGUGAAAUCGGUUAUGUUCACCAUUACCAAACAUGAUCGGGAGACCUGGGCCCCAGGUCGGCGGCGGACAAAUGCGAGCUUUCUGAAUCAUCUGUUGAGUAAACCGACGUCAGCCUCGAGAAGAUUAGGUCCUAUCGAGGCUUGGAGAAAGCAGUAGAACGCUGGCGGCUUCGCGGAAUGCGGCACUUUUCAGCUGGUUUACCCAGAUCAG